Coregonus clupeaformis (lake whitefish) is the source of this 3857-nucleotide messenger RNA. RefSeq names its product phosphatase and actin regulator 1. Bases 288 to 2096 code for a protein of 602 amino acids. Gene Ontology annotation, biological process: cell motility; stress fiber assembly. Gene Ontology annotation, molecular function: actin binding. NCBI's taxonomy places the organism in Eukaryota, Metazoa, Chordata, Actinopteri, Salmoniformes, Salmonidae. The transcript has 13 exons. The record is from RefSeq and is a predicted model, not a curated record.
GGACCCCUAAAGAAAUGGAGAAGAACCUCUGAAUAACUGGACAUGAACAGAACAGAUCCAUAUAAUACAAAGAUUGACGAAUUUUCAUAGCUCUAACUCUGAAGUCGUUGGCCCCCUUGCACAAAGCCAGGGAUUGGCCAGCUGUUAUUUUAGGUCUGCGGAGGUCAUCAGCAUUGGAGUAGAGCGUAGAGACCGUUUAAAGCCCCCCUGCCUGCAUCUCUGAGAGCGAGAGGGAAUCAGGAUCAGCAGAUCCACCCCACACAGCCAUAGCACUGCAUUGCCUGACCAUGGCGGGUCCUGCAUACGCCGUUAUGAACUCCUGGUAUGCGUCUGGGUCUAGGAACGACGCUCCUUCCCCACUCCCAGCCGUUACCGAGGAGAAGCCGCCGAAGAGGAGAGCGUUUUGCCUGCUUCGGAAGACGUCCAAGAACCGCAGCGGUAGCGGUAAGCAACAACAGCAGCAGCAACCCGCGGCAAACAACAAUAACAUGCCUUUCAUGAUCCACUGCCAGAUCGGGAAGGAGAUCAAGCACAUAUGCAGCAACUGCCGCGGCGCAGACCCACAUGAAGUUGAGGAGGUGGAGCGACUGGCGGCAAUGCGAUCUGAUUCGCUUGUCCCUGGCACACACACCCCUCCCAUUCGCAGGCGGAGCAAGUUUGCCACCCUGGGGCGUCUGUUCAAACCGUGGAAAUGGAGGAAGAAGAAGAGCGAGAAGUUCAAGCAGACAUCUGCUGUCUUGGAGAGAAAGAUGUCAACCCGGCAGAGCAGAGAGGAGCUGAUCAAGAGAGGAGUGCUGAAGGACAUCUACGACAAAGACGGAACGGUAGUAACAAGAGGAGAGGAGGUCAAGAUGGAGAACGGGAGGUCUCCAGCGUUAGGAGGGUCUGAUCCAUCACAUUGUGAUGGAGCUGAGCUGAUGGAUGGAGCAGGGUCAGCCAUAGGAACAGUAGAGUUCCAGUUGUCUGGAGAGGGGACGUGUCCACAAGACCACACACAGAAGCCCAGCCAGGGUCCACCCACUAAGAAGAUCAUGGUGUAUCCAGGCGACGGCGGUGUGGCAGAGUCAUCCCAUCACAUCAUAAAACAACCCAAACAACCCCCGGCGCUACCCCCGAAACCCUUCAACAGACUACCCAACCACAUCACAGAGGGUAUGCCAGUGAAGAUGCCCUGUAUGUCCAUGAAGCUGUCUCCUCCUCUACCUCCUAAGAAGCUGAUGAUCUGUGUGCCUGUGGGAGCAGGGGGGAACAUGGAGCCUUCGGCCCUCACCUUCCAGAAGUGCCCCCCUCCCUCUCACCAUGUGGGGUCCCUUGGGGGCCACUCCCUACACUACGGGACCCUCCCUGUGCCCCUACACCCCCCCAGCCGCAUCAUAGAGGAACUCAAUAAGACCCUGGCCCUCACCAUGAAGCGAUACGAGAGCUCCCUGCACCACGUGGUUCCCACGGUGAUGAUAGCAUGUGACGACAACAAAGAGAACCUCUCCAACGAAGAAGACUACCAAGACAUACCUGGGUCGUACAGGGACGAGGAGGAGGAGGAGGAAGAAGAGGAGGAUGAAGAUGACGAUGAAACACUGUUUACAAGUACCCUGGCUCUGAAGGUAUUGAGGAAGGACUCCUUGGCCAUUAAGAUCAGUAACCGUCCGUCUGUGAGAGAGCUGGAGGAGAAGAACAUCCUGCCCAGACAGUCAGACCAGGAAAGACUGGAGUUCAGGCAGCAGAUAGGCACCAAGCUCACACGGAGGUUGAGUCAACGGCCAACUACAGAGGAGCUGGAACAGAGAAACAUACUCAAACCACGCAAUGAGCUGGAGGAGCUGGAUGAGAUGAGAGAGCUCAAGAAACGCCUGUCUAGAAAGUUGAGUCAGAGGCCUACAGUGGAGGAGCUGAGGGAUGCUAAGAUCCUGACCCGCUUCAGUGACUAUGUAGAGGUAGCUGACGCCCAGGACUACGACAGGAGAGCAGACAAACCGUGGACGCGACUCACAGCUGCUGAUAAGGCUGCCAUACGUAAAGAACUCAAUGAAUUUAAAAGCACAGAGAUGGAAGUGCAUGAGGGUAGUCGCCAUCUAACCAGGUUUCAUCGACCAUAGUUAUUCUUAUGCCAUCUUUUACAAGAACCUCAAGUGCUGGACCUCAAAACUGCUGCCUCUGUGUACCACACCACACCCCUCCCCUUCCAGACCAGAACUACACUAGAACCAGAGUAGAACGUGAUCUGAACCUGACCAUAAACUUAAUCUGAACCUGGAGAGGUGUGUACAGAACUUGGCAAUUUACACUGCUACAGGCUCCAGUGUUGACCCAAAAUGGCUGCCAAUGAAUGGAAAGGGCAGACUGGACCAACCACAACAGUAUUUUGGUCCAGUGGUCAGAGAGCGGUCACAGUGUGGUCGGGUUGGAGAGAGGGACCAUCAUACACAUGGAGAGAAACUGACAGAAGGCACUUGACUGACUUAUCUCUAAACUGAGAUUAUAUGGACUAAAAAGUAUUGUUUUUUAACAGCCUUUUAUUAUAAUUGUUAAUAAUGAAAUUUACUUUAUUGCACUUUGGUUUUUGACAGUACUCUACCGAGGGGUUAUAGAACUCUGCUCCUAUAUCUGUGCCAAUGGGACUUUGGGAUUGUGGGAGAUUGAGUUUGGGAGGGCAUCUGUAAAAAAAUACAGAGACCUCCUACAACUGAUUGGGAAAAAUUAUUAUCCUCCAAGGGUUGUUGUGUUCCUGCCUUUUUAAUACAUUCUUAUUUUUCCUGUUUUCCAUUGUGGGCUGUUGUUUCCAAAACAGAGGGACCAAGCCCUUUCAAUCAGAUAGGACUGCAGAUAGGAUUCUGUAAUAAGUGUGUUGCAGUACUACUUACAAUACCAUAUACGCUAUGUGCUACUCUGAAAGAAACUGUAGUAUGAGAAUAUGAUCAGAAUAUAUACCCUUAAAAAUGUUGAAAUACAACACAAAACCCUCCUGUCCAUGUUGUGAUACAGUCUAGAAAUAUGAACCUAGCAAUAAUAUAUAUUUUUCCUCCGUCUGUCUCUCUUCCGGGGCUGCAUUCAAGUGAACAAUUACUGGUAACGUUUCAGAGAGCUGCCUGCUCAAUACCAAAUACACUUUGAAACGCUGUUGUGAGUUGUGAUCUUGAAUGCAACCCAGAUCACCAUUAUUAUUGUUGAGAGUUCUGCAACCCUCUGUUUAGUGUCACUGUGCCUAUCAUAUUGUUUACAGGGAUGAAAACGUUGCCAAAUGUACUUUGUUUGAAUUACAUUUGAUAAAGUAUGUUGUCUAUACAAUGCUUCAGCAGAGUGCUCCAUAGACUGGCAAGUUAACGGUCAAUAGUUAUGAAGGGAAUGGAAUUGUUAGAUUUCUCACUGUUCUCAUGGUUCCGCCUGGUUCAGCCUCAUAAUGGAGAACCGACACAUUAGACAACCCUUUGGCUGUGAAUGAGACAGGAGACAGACAUCUCAAAAUACGAGGAAAACAUUCUUGUUCUUUUACAAUAAACACAUGCAGUUGAUGGUCUUGAUCGUUUAGUCAGAACCCUUUGACUUGUGGUGUAUCCUGGUAUGUGUGUUUGUACAGGGACGUGUUCUUAAGGCACAAAACAUGGAAAAUGUUUUACAACGGAGUGCUUACCAAACACGACCCAGGACUGUCUCCCUGUGCCUCUCGUGUCCAAACUAAGAAAAGAAAGAGGACGUUCUUUGGGAAUUACUGUAUAAGAUAUGUACAUAAUACAAAAUAAACUACAUGUUUUUCUUUUUUGUAGAGGGAAACUGCAUGUGAUUGUUAACUUAUUGUUUGUCUUCUAUCAUGUAUGCAGUUUCUUAUCUAAAGGAAACUUAUUAAAAAACAUUCAAAACUA